AGUGACGAAAGGGAGACCUAUCAGACAACCAAAACACGGACGUGUGUGGAAAAACUUCGUAGCCUCUUAGCAUUUUACACACUGCAUACCCUUUCCUACAUUUCAGACUAUUAUAUUGGGAUGGGCAUAGUUAUUGGCUGUAGUGUGCAAAGCUGCAACCUUCAGCCGGAAAACUGUUAGUCCAGCCUCGAGGAGACGUACCGCUAUUCAAAAUUGAUCUACUGAAGUUUUGUGUGACAGUGUACUCCCAGCUGUCUAGCACAGGGGUGAGAAGAAUAUGAAAACGUUCCGUUCCCCUGCCCGACAUGGUUACGCAGUGGAGAUCUCACCGUUCCUGCCCACACGCUUGGCCUGUGCAACGUCCCAGCACUACGGAAUAGCAGGUGGGGGGACACUUCUGGUGUUGGAGCAGUCGGACACAGCCAUCAGUCUGGUCAGAAGUUUGGAGUGGACGGACGGUCUGUUUGACGUGUCGUGGAGUGAGAGAAAUGAACAUGUUCUGGUGACCGGGGGAGGAGAUGGCUCCCUGCAGCUCUGGGACUUAGGCAAUCAAGCUGGACUUCUGCAGGUUCUGAAGGAACACACUCAAGAGGUGUAUUCUGUCGACUGGAGCCAGACCCGAGAUGAGAAUUUGGUUGUUUCUGGGUCCUGGGACCGCACUGCUAAGGUGUGGGACCCAAGCCGCAGCCAAUCCCUGUGUACUUUCCAGGGUCACGAGGGGGUCAUCUACAGCACCAUCUGGUCCCCCCACAUCCCAGCAUGCUUUGCUUCAGCCUCAGGUGACGGCACCCUGAGGGUUUGGGACGUGAAAUCCGGCGCAUGCCGAUUGGCCAUAUCUGCCCACAAUGCUGAGAUCCUGAGCUGUGAUUGGUGCAAAUAUGACCAGAAUGUGCUGGUGACCGGAGCGGUGGACUGUUCUCUGUGUGUGUGGGACCUUCGGAACGUUAGGAAGCCCCUGUCUCAGCUUCUGGGACACUCCUAUGCUGUACGCAGAGUCAAGUUUUCACCGUACAGUCAGACAAAGCUGGCUUCCUGUUCCUAUGACUUCACUGUCAGGUUAUGGGACCACUCCAGACCUAACCCCCUUCUGGAGACCCUGGAGCAUCACUCAGAAUUUGUCUGUGGCCUGGACUUCAACUUGCACAUCCCCGACCAGGUGGUGGACUGUUCCUGGGAUGAGACUGUGAAGGUCUACACACCCCCCUGUUUGGCCAUGCCCCCUCCCCCCAGCGCUCCAUAGAGGUCACCUGAUCACAGGGCUGGGCCCAGGACUGUUGGCACGACGAUGAAGCUCCAUCACCGCAGUGACUGCAAAAGUGGUGUUGCCAGAACUUGACAAUGGUUGUCAUAGCGAAGCUAUUAGAAGAUUGCUGGGGUAUCCCCCACCCCCCACACACACUGUCCCUCUCUCACACACACACACACAUAUACCUCCUGUUGUAGAGGGAGCAAUAUUGAUGAUGAUGAGGGGGAUUCCUCCCCACUUGCCUUAUUGACAGAAGCUGUGUGUGUGUGUCCAUGCCUAUGUGUGCAUGCAUUUCUGUGUGUGUGUGCGUGCAUAUGUGUGUGUACUGUGCCUUUUUCUGAGUGCAAUAUUAUGUACUUGUGUUCUUUAUGUAAAUGUCUUGUCUGGUGAUUGGAUAAAGGUUCUGCCCUCCUAGAGGCCUUUGCCAAUGACAGGUCUCCCUCCGCUUUAACGCGGGUGAGUUAGUUUUGCAAGCACACGCCUGCUAACUUUCCUGAACCUAACGAACCGUCCUCAGGGGACUACUUUUUCUCUGUUAAUAUUCGUAACAUAACGGGUUUUCUAUCCGCCUCCCCGCGCAGCCCCGCUCUCCUUCCAUCUCUUUGAAGGUUUUAUUUGAGGCAGAGUGGUAGGAGAUGACAGGGCCUGAAAAAGGCCACAAUUUACUGUGACUUCGGCUGGAAUGACUCAUCAGUAAUUAACUAGUGUGUUUGGAGAGAAUGGAUUUGCUGUCUUCCUUUGUACUCAGUCAGAAAAGUGGAUUCAUUUAAUUCAUAUUAGACCGGGUUGUUAUUGUUUUAAUCAUGUUCUAAUUUGAGCUCUUCAGCGCAAACAGAAACUGAGCUAAAUAAACUACAUGGAUUUGUACACGUAA
Messenger RNA from Hypomesus transpacificus, 2120 nucleotides. RefSeq names its product peroxisomal biogenesis factor 7 (gene pex7). The coding region runs from base 278 to 1240 and encodes 320 amino acids. The transcript has 10 exons. Gene Ontology annotation, molecular function: protein binding. Gene Ontology annotation, biological process: protein import into peroxisome matrix. NCBI's taxonomy places the organism in Eukaryota, Metazoa, Chordata, Actinopteri, Osmeriformes, Osmeridae. The record is from RefSeq and is a predicted model, not a curated record. Gene Ontology annotation, cellular component: cytosol; peroxisomal matrix.